This is a messenger RNA of Heterocephalus glaber (naked mole-rat), 2449 nucleotides long. It is a transcript of the gene Sgpl1, whose product is annotated as sphingosine-1-phosphate lyase 1. The record is from RefSeq and is a predicted model, not a curated record. Gene Ontology annotation, cellular component: endoplasmic reticulum. Gene Ontology annotation, biological process: carboxylic acid metabolic process; sphingolipid catabolic process. Lineage: Eukaryota; Metazoa; Chordata; Mammalia; Rodentia; Bathyergidae. Gene Ontology annotation, molecular function: pyridoxal phosphate binding; sphinganine-1-phosphate aldolase activity.
CCGGAAGGGGCGGGGACGGCGGCGGCAACACCUCCAAUCUCUGCGGCGGCGGCGGCGGUGGCUAGAAGGGGAGCGGCGGUUCUGCGGCCAGCCGGUCUUUCGUGCGCAGAGGGAGACUGGGGAGCUGGUGCGGCUUGCUAGGAAGCGAGCCUGCGGGAAGGAGCGGGCCAGCUGGUUCCGGUCUGAGGAGGUGGAAGGGCUGCGGCGGGCUCGGUCUGAGGGCGAAGAGACCCGAGAGGAGGCGGGUCGGGGCGCCAGCGGCGCGAGGCCAGGGAGACGGGACACUGAAAAAAGGGGGAACUGAGAGGACGUUGGAAGAGGAAGAUGCCUAGUACGGACCUUCUGAUGUUGAAGAACUUUGAGCCUUACUUCGAGAUUUUGGAAGCAUAUUCCACAAAAGCCAAGAAUUAUGUAAAUGGGUAUUGCAUCAAAUAUGAGCCCUGGCAGCUAAUUGCAUGGAGUGUCCUGUGGACCCUGCUGAUAGUUUGGGCAUAUGGGUUUAUCUUCCAGCCGGAGAGCUUAUGGUCAAGGUUUAAAAAGAAAUUUUUUAGGCUCGUGAGGAAGAUGCCGUUUCUUGGUAAGAAGAUUCAGAAAGAGUUGGACAAGAUCACGGAAGACCUUGGGAAGCACUUGCAGUACCUGAAAGUGGAUAAAGACUAUGUGAAAGCCCUGCCUGCCCAGGGUCUGAGCACAACAGCAGUCCUGGAGAGACUCAAGGAGUACAGCUCCAUGGAUGGUAUCUGGCAAGAAGGGAAGGCCUCAGGAGCUGUGUACAGCGGGGAGGAGAAGCUCACGGAGCUGCUUGUGCAGGCGUAUGGAAAUUUUGCAUGGAGUAACCCACUGCAUCCAGAUAUUUUCCCAGGACUACGCAAAUUAGAGGCAGAAAUUGUGAGGAUGGCGUGUUCCUUGUUCAAUGGGGGACCAGAUUCUUGUGGAUGUGUGACCUCCGGGGGGACAGAAAGCAUCCUGAUGGCCUGCAAAGCUUAUCGGGACCUGGCCUUAGAGAAGGGGAUCAAAACUCCCGAAAUAGUGGUUCCCGUAAGUGCCCAUGCUGCAUUUGACAAAGCAGCCAGUUAUUUUGGGAUGAAGAUGGUGCGGGUCCCACUGAACAAGAUGAUGGAGGUGAAUGUGCGGGCAAUGAGAAGAGCCAUCUCCAAGAACACUGCUAUGCUCGUCUGCUCUGCGCCACAGUUUCCUCAUGGUGUGAUAGAUCCUAUCCCAGAAGUGGCCAAGCUGGCCAUCAAAUACAAAAUACCUCUUCAUGUAGAUGCCUGUCUGGGGGGUUUCCUUAUCGUCUUUAUGGAGAAAGCAGGAUACCCACUGGAGAAACCAUUCGAUUUCCGGGUAGAAGGUGUAACCAGUAUUUCGGCUGAUACCCAUAAGUAUGGCUACGCCCCCAAAGGCUCGUCCGUGGUGUUGUACCGUAACAAGAAAUACAGGAAGUACCAGUUCUUCAUUACUACAGAUUGGCCAGGUGGCAUCUACGCUUCCCCAAGCAUUGCAGGCUCACGGCCUGGUGGCAUCAUUGCAGCCUGUUGGGCCACCUUGAUGCACUUCGGUGAAAACGGCUAUGUUGAAGCCACCAAACAGAUCAUCAAAACUGCUCGCUUCCUCCGAUCUGAACUGGAAAAUAUUAAAGGCAUCUUCAUUUUCGGGGAUCCUCAGUUGUCAGUCAUUUCUCUGGGCUCCCAUGAUUUUGACAUUUACCGGCUAUCAAACUUGAUGACUGCUAAGGGGUGGAACUUGAACCAGUUGCAGUUUCCACCCAGCAUUCAUAUCUGCAUCACAUUAGUACAUACCCGGAAGCGAGUGGCAAUCCAGUUCUUAAAGGACGUCCGGGAAUCUGUCACCCAAAUCAUGAAGAACUGCAAAGCAAAGGUCACAGGAAUGGGUGCCAUCUAUGGCAUGUCCCAGACAAUCAUUGACAGGAACCUGGUUGCAGAAAUCUCCUCAGUCUUCUUGGACAGCUUGUACAGUACGGACACUGUAACCCAGGGCAGCCAGAUGAAUGGUUCUCCGAAACCUCGCUGAGCUUGGGGCUUUUCUAGGCCAUCUCAGAGGGCUCCUGGCCUUCAGAAGGUUCUCCUCCUGUGACUGCAUUAGUGCCAGGGCCUGAUGGUGUUCUCAAAGGGACCUACAAUAGCCACUUUAAUUUCUGAUUAAGAGUCUUAGUUUGAUUUAAUGUUUCUGAAGGCUUUUCAUUUUAUGUGCAUUUGUGUGUGAAAGCACAAAAUACCUGUUCUGUGCCAGAUAGGUAGGGUUCUUAAUGGUAUGAUGUUGCUAGCAGAUGUCAGAUUGGGUUCUACACCCCAUUUUAUACUUGGAAAAUGGUACUUGCCUCUUUUAAAUCUUUUCUCUUAACUUCCUCCUCCCCAUCUGCAUGCUCCUUUCCUAAUUGCACCAAUAAUCUCUUUAAAAGGAAUUAAAUAAUUAAAUGUCCCAAACUCUA